UUGAAAAUGGAUUUGUUUUGGAGUUUAAGCUGCUGACAUUGUGUGAAAAUGAAGAAAUAAAGAAAGAGGCAGAAGAUUUACUCGAAAUCAACCUGCAAGCGUCCAUACAAAAAUCAGACCAACCAUCAGGUUCUAUAAGAAGUGAAACAGACAAAGUAGUAGCUAUCAUUGCCGCACAUCCAGAUGUGACACCGGUUGAAGUAAAACGAAAGUGCAUCAUUUGGUCAUUUAAAUGUUUCACUCCUGGUGGCUUACUUCACAUUUUAGAUAUCACGCACGGCAAUCAGUUUAGAAACACAUUUCAAAACAUAGCUAAUGAGCUGCAUUACAUUUACGGCUAUCCUUUCCUCAUACAGGGAAAAUGUACACUCGAAAGUGUGUCGGGUGUUUCAAGAAUGCUAAAUAAAUCUUCAACUAAUGAAACAUCAAGUGAACACAUAAGUAUUCCAUUGAAGUGUUCAUCUGUAGACGGAAUAAAUUCGGUACUAUCCGCGAUAAAAAUGGAAAAAACGACAAAUAGUCUGAAUAGAAUUGCAGAACAGAUGUCAGCGGAGUUCAAUGAAACUGUAUCAAUUAAACUGAUUCCUGAAAUGAUGGAAUUUCGAAAUGUGCUUGAAGAAACAGACUCAGAAGGAUCAAGCUCUCUUGGGAGAAACGAAGAUGAGACGGAAGAAAUAGUUCCUGCUGAAAUGGGUAAUAAAAAUGACAAUGAAAAUAUGAAGGAACAGGUGGAUUUCAUUAUUGACAACAAAUGCACACUUAUGCAUGCAGAUGAAACGGACAUUGAACUUGUACGAGAACACGCAGGUGACGAAAAUAACGAGGUGUAUGAUGAAAAAAUGAAAGAAUAUACAACGGAAAAUGAAGAGGCAGAAAGGAGCAUUAAAACAGUAACAGACAUAUUUAAGACCAUUAGUCUUGGACAGACUCGUAUUCGGGAUGUGACAGUUGGUGAAAAAAAAAGAGAAAGCAAAUUAGAUUCAGAAGGAACAAGCUCUCUUGGUAGACACGGAGAUGAGACGGAAGAAAUAGUUCCUUCUGAAAUAGGUUAUAAAAAUGAAAACGGGAAUCAGGAGGAACAGGCCAAAUUCAUAAUUGACAACACAUUUACUUUUGCUCUUCUGGAUAAAACGGACAUGGAACUUGUUCAAAGGCGCACAAAUAGCGAAAGGAACGAGGUUUCCGGAGUGCAACAAUCGUAUGAGAUAUAUGAAACGGAAAAUGAAGAGUCAGCUUGGGACAUUAACAAAAUUACAGACCCGUUUCCAGCCAUUAGAAGUGGAUUGGAUCGUACUCAGAAUGUGACAAUUGUUGAGGACAAGACAAAAAGCAAAUUAGCUGACUAUGACAUAACGCCGACAAGACGACCCGAUACCAACCAGUUGGCAAGGAUGAACAAGGACAAAGAUAAAAUACCAAAGAUAAGAUCAUACCUAAGAAACGAAGUCUACACAACUGACGAUGACAUGUUCAAAGAUGUAUUACACAAUAUGAUUACAAUUUUGACGAGUUUCAUUAACCAAAUGACAAGCACACGUAUAGCUAUACAUAAACUUCAGCAAUUGGAAAGGAGAUAUGACAAAGAACAUAUAUUUACUCGUCGAGGUUUCCAAAACCAAUCGGACAAAUUAAAGGAAUCCAUAAAAAAGCGGCAGCCAUCUUUCGCAUAUGAUCAAGAAAAAAUUGAGAGGUUUCCUCGCAAGUCUAUAGAGGGUGAUGUUAGAGAGAAAAAAUAUGACGAUACCAUAAAAAAACCAGCUUACUAUGACCAAACGCCGACAAGACGACCCGAUACCAACCAGUUGACAAGGAUGGACAAGGAUAAGGAUAAGAUACCAAAGGUACUGCUGGAAACAAGACCAGAAGGAAAAGAAACUAAAGAUUUCGGACAGUAUGAACUUGAUAGAGCUUACUAUGACAAAACUCCGACAAGAUGUCCCGAUACCAACCAGUUGACAAAGAUGAAAAUGGACAAGGAUAAAAUCCCAAAGGACGGAACACAUUUGCUGGAGAACAGUUAG
Molecule: messenger RNA, 2021 nt
Organism: Ruditapes philippinarum (Manila clam)
Lineage: Eukaryota; Metazoa; Mollusca; Bivalvia; Venerida; Veneridae
Exons: 16
Coding region: 396-2021 (541 amino acids)
Source: RefSeq, a predicted model, not a curated record